AACAACAACCACUUUGUUGCCUGUCCAAACAUCAGUCGUCUCUGCCUUUUGCACAACCACUCGCACCUCACCUCGCCCAACUUCACGGAAGCCCACACGCGUGACGACGAACGCUCGCUGAAGCUGUAGCAAGCGAAGAGCAGCCAGGAUGCAGAUCAAAGUACGAACCCUCACCGGAAAGGAGAUCGAGCUCGACAUCGAACCAGACUACAAGGUCUCAAGGAUAAAGGAGCGUGUCGAAGAGAAGGAGGGCAUUCCGCCAGCACAGCAGCGCCUGAUUUACGGAGGAAAGCAGAUGGCCGACGACAAAACCGCACAGGACUACCAGCUCGAAGGCGGUGCCACUUUACAUUUGGUACUCGCGCUCCGCGGCGGCUUCUAGCUUUCCCUUGCAGUAUGGAAGGACAACGUUGAAGGGAAUGAGGUUGGAGGGGUGCUAGGAAG
Molecule: messenger RNA, 444 nt
Organism: Cucurbitaria berberidis CBS 394.84
Lineage: Eukaryota; Fungi; Ascomycota; Dothideomycetes; Pleosporales; Cucurbitariaceae
Product: neural precursor cell expressed
Exons: 4
Coding region: 149-382 (77 amino acids)
Biological process (GO): protein neddylation; regulation of proteolysis; modification-dependent protein catabolic process
Cellular component (GO): cytoplasm; nucleus
Molecular function (GO): protein tag activity; ubiquitin protein ligase binding
Source: RefSeq, a predicted model, not a curated record